AUGGGUCUGUUUAGAUCAAUUUUACUUAGUGUUUCAUUCAUCUUUCUCAUUUUUACUCCAAAAUUAACAAAUGGAAUUCUCAAACGCUGUUUUGUAUGCCGAUCUCGGGGAGAGCUAGGAAGUUGUAAAGACCCGUUCACGGUAAAUGUCACACAAAUUGAUUUGGAAAAAGGCGUAGAGGCAGUUCCGUGUGCCUCUGGCUGGUGUGGAAAACUACUAGAGACAGAAAAUCCGCUAAAAGAAGAAUAUGGGGUCGCGACAGAACGGAUGUGUCUCAGAAGGGGGCCCUCCGACAGCGAAGACCGAUGCGCCUACGUAAAAUGGAAUUUCAGAAGAGUCCUAAUGUGCUUCUGCCGAGGAGACUUAUGCAAUGCCUCAAACAGACUGACAGUCAAUUUGCCUGUUCUUCUCACCUCCUGUAUCCUUACCAGACUGAUUUUACGAUUUUUGUAA
Molecule: messenger RNA, 453 nt
Organism: Tribolium castaneum (red flour beetle)
Lineage: Eukaryota; Metazoa; Arthropoda; Insecta; Coleoptera; Tenebrionidae
Gene: rtv
Product: retroactive
Biological process (GO): regulation of synaptic transmission, cholinergic; sleep; positive regulation of voltage-gated potassium channel activity
Source: RefSeq, marked provisional